AGCGAGCGGGCAAGAGACCCAAUCAUUGCGUGCCUCGAUCAUCUUCGCAACCAAAGUGCAACAAGAUGGCUACCUGCUCUCAUCAACAGCCGCAGCGACCGCCUUUCAAGAGCUCAUCACAGCUUGCGAGAGCAGCAAGAUGCUUGGGCAACAUCUCUGCUUCUCUCACACCGCUCACUCGCAAAUCAAGCUAGAGGGACCAUGGCGCCCGACCGCUGCCAGAGGUCCAAAUCACAGCCUGCACGCCGCAUCGGACAUGGCGACCUGACGCGAGCCCAAUCUGUUGCCCCCACAUCGAGUCGAACAGCUGCUCGGUGGUUGGUCGAGGUCAAACCGGAGCCUCGUGAGGAGAGGCUCCCUAGUAAGGGCCCUCCAGCGACACCCACAAGCAGCAGUACAGCCCUCGUCUUGUGGCAAGGGCCCACCAACGUGACCACCCCUUCAGCUGAGCAAGGCAGCCGCAGUUGUCGCACGCCGACGCCGUCACCUCGACGAGCGCAGCUUUUCCCUUGGAUGGGCAGGCAGCCAACGCCUUCGCCCACUUUCAGCAAGCGGUAUCACCGCGGGAUGCCCAAUAACCAGUCUUGGACCAGACAUCAAAUCUCUGCUACACCAACGCCUGGACAGCACAGUCAGCAUCGAGCGCCUUCGUCUACCCCUGACGCGCGCCAGCAACGGGCACCCUCCAGCAGCUCGACUCGCCUCACCACACCGGGCGCCUCCUUCUUGGGCGGAGACGGAGGCGAUGGCGGCGGCAGUUCGAGCGGUACAGCCAUCGAAGUGGACGAGGAAGUCGAGGAUGACAGCGACAGCGGUGAUGACUCGCCAACGCCCACUGCUCACCGUAGCAGGGAUACUCGCGCAGAGGCCCGCUCCUCUCGCACUGCACCUCCUGGCGUUCAGCUCGUCAUCUCCGCGUCGGUUCGCUUGGCGUGGGAUUGCACUUCCACGAACCGCAUUCGCGAUACCUACGCCAUCCCCAUCAACGUGCGCGUAUCGCUACCCCAGAAUGCGGACCUCAGUCACGCUCGCGACAAUGUCGAAUCCUUGGUGCGGCACGGUGCUAUUGAGAGGGAGCUGAGCCUCAAGUUGCGGACAUUGGUGGGGAGGGCAUUCGACAAUGCGAGGACUUGAGGAGCGGAUGCGAGAGACAGGUGGGUUUGUGGUCAAUCUUCACGUCAUCUCUUCGUGUCUCCCCGUCUUCUCAAGCGCUAUCGCGUGCCACAUUGAACACCGUGAC
This is a messenger RNA of Jaminaea rosea, 1240 nucleotides long. RefSeq lists its product as hypothetical. NCBI's taxonomy places the organism in Eukaryota, Fungi, Basidiomycota, Exobasidiomycetes, Microstromatales. The coding region runs from base 202 to 1134 and encodes 310 amino acids. The record is from RefSeq and is a predicted model, not a curated record. The transcript has a single exon.